AUGUCGGGGAUCUGCUCCCCCCCUGCAUUGUCGGCGCGGCCACUGGCCGCCGCGCGCCCGCUGCUUGGCCUGCCGGCACGCCCGCUCGGAGCCCGAAGCCUCCAUGCGGCGUCUCCCGGAACGUCCACUGCGCGGGCAGCAGUGGCUGCCGCUGCAGCCGCCGGGGCCGGGGCGGCGAUCCCGCGGGGCCGCCGGCGGCGGGCGCCCGUGGUGGCCGCCCGCGCCACCAUGGGAGAGGCCGUGCGAGCACUCGAGCUGGAAGACAUGGCAGAGCGGCAGGCCUACCUGCACCAGGGGCGGGGCGUGCGGGACUUGCCAGGGACGGAGCUCGCUGGCGUCAGCUUCACCGGCAGCCUGAAGGAGUGGAUCCUGGCGCAGGAGGAGGCCUGCGGCAGGCCCUUCAAGCCGACCAAGAUACAGCAGUUCGCCAUGAGUCGGAUCUACGAGGGCGAGUGCGUGGUGCUGCAGUCGCCCACGGGCACCGGCAAGACGCUGGCGUACCUGCUGCCGCUCCUGCAGAGGCUGCAGGACGAGCCCCGCGAGAUGCCGGCGUCGCAGCUCCGGCUGCUGGUCCUGGUGCCGACGGCCGACCUGCAGGUCCAGGUGACGGCGGCCAUCCGGUCGCUGGUCGGUCCAGGGAGGAGCGCGGCGGUCGGCGCCCUGAGGAGAGACGUGGACGGUGCUGCGAUCGGCAGCGAGGCGGGGUCCAGGUUUGCCGUGCCCUACGCGGUCGCCGUGGCCACGCCGAAGCUGGUCCUGGAGCUCAUGGAACACCCCUCCAGAGGCCAGGCCUGGCGCAACGCCGUCUCCCAGAUCGACGCCCUCGUCGUGGACGAGGCCGACGCCUUCAAGAGGCAGCGGAGAUACGAGCGCAGGCAGAUGUACCUCAAGGGGGACAUGGAGCCCUGCACGAGGCUCAUGCAGAACAUUCGGAAUUGGACCGCGCGGGCGGGCAGGGGCGAUCAGUGGCAGCUGGUCGCCUCGAGCGCCACCGUGAACAGACAGGUGGACCGCUCCCUCCGUUUCGACUCGGGCAUUGACCUCUCGUACAUCCGCGCGUCUGGGGGUGCAGGCGAAGAGGAGGCGCUGCCCAGAAUGGGGAAGCCUGGAGAGUCAAAAGAUGGAACGUUGUUUCCAAAGGGACUCCAGCACACCAUGCGGAUAGUCGACGAGUGGAACUUCGCCACGGUCCUCGGGGCUGUGCGCAAGACUGUCCGUGAGCUCGACGCAAACAGGGUCCUGAUAGUUAUCGCGGGUGAAACUGCCGACCGUCCAGACAUGACGAUCGGCCUCAACCCCGCAGUAGCUUAUUCAACCGCUUCGCUUAGAGGAGAGAGGUUUCGAGGUCAGCGAUUCCUCCACAGCCGUCAAGGUGGCAGCGGCGGCGUUCGCAGACGGCGGAAUGGGCGAACGCUUCACCCCACUGGGCAGGAAGCCUGCAAAACAGGUGAUCAUCGCUACUCUUCAGGUCAUCCGGGGCAUCCACAUAGACGACAUCGAUGCCGUCAUUUUGGUCGGGCAUCCUGGCACCCCGACAGAGUAUGUGCACGUGGCCGGCAGGACUUGUAG
This is a messenger RNA of Prorocentrum cordatum, 1569 nucleotides long. The record is from the annotation of a GenBank genome assembly. NCBI's taxonomy places the organism in Eukaryota, Dinophyceae, Prorocentrales, Prorocentraceae.